AUGCUCGUUGUGACCACGCCGGCCUCUGGAACAUCAGCAGCACUGGCCUCCGUGACAUCAGUAGCGCUGGCUCCAGUGACAUCAGCAGCGUUGGCCUCAGUGACAUCAGCAGCGCUCACCUCAGUGACAUCAGCAGUGCCGGCCUCUGUGACAUCAGCAGCGCCAACCGCAGUGACAUCAGCAGCGCCGGCCUCUGCGACAUCAGCAGCGCCGACCUCUGGAACACCAGCAGCGCUGGCGUCAGUGACAUCAGCACCGCUGGCCUCGGUGACACCAGCAGCGCCAUCCUCGGUGGCACCAGCAGCGCUGGCCUUGGUGACAUCAGCAGCGCCGUCCUCAGUGACAUCAGCAGCGCUGGCCUCGGUGACAUCAGCAGCGCCGGCCUUGGUGACAUCAGCAGCUCAAGCCUCAGUGAGAUCAGCAGCGCCAGCCCCAGUGACAUCAGCAGCACUGGCCUCUAGAAUAUCAGCAGCGCCGGCCUCAGUGACAUCUGCAGCGCCAGCCUCGGUGACACCAGCAGCGCUGGCCUCUGUGACACCAGCAGCGCUGGCCUCGGUGACACCAGCAGCGCUGGCCUCGGUGACACCAGCAGCGCUGGCCUCGGUGACACCAGCAGCGCUGGCCUCGGUGACACCAGCAGCGCUGGCCUCGGUGACACCAGCAGCGCUGGCCUCGGUGACACCAGCAGCGCUGGGGCCUCGGUGA
Apaloderma vittatum (bar-tailed trogon) is the source of this 705-nucleotide messenger RNA. RefSeq names its product caM kinase-like vesicle-associated protein. The record is from RefSeq and is a predicted model, not a curated record. The transcript has a single exon. Lineage: Eukaryota; Metazoa; Chordata; Aves; Trogoniformes; Trogonidae. Bases 1 to 705 code for a protein of 234 amino acids.